AACCUCCGCUUUCGAAGCUGUGGGGAGCAAUGCUGCGCUUGGCAGUGGUGCUUCUCGGCAUGAUGGUGGGCUGGGGCUCAGAACUUUGUCUCAAUGACGGCGUGCCAGAAAGCCAGCGAGAGUACAUCCAGGAUGAUGCCGGCAACAACAUUCACAUCGGAGUGUUCGAAAUGGCUUGGGCAUCGUCCGCUCUUCUCAGCCAGAUGACAGCGCUGAUGAUCCGCGAGGUGCUUGGUUUCCAUGCUGAGGUCGAUCCUACAGUGGGUGGGAAUGGAGCUUCUCCAGUCUUCGCUUUGGCAGGAUGUACCGACUUCAACGACAAAGACAACAGGGUCUGCGGCGUCCAAGAAACGACGAUCCAUGUGAGCGUGGACUCUUGGAUUGGAAGCUAUGCUUCCACUCAGAAUCAGUUCGCCAAGGAGUAUCCAAGACUUGCGGCGGAGGAUUUAGGAAGCAUGGGGUAUGCAGGAGAAGAAUCCAUGUAUGUAAGCCGAGCGAUUCUCCAAGCUGCCUACAGCGAAUCGGGUCUCGCCCUGGAUUUCUACAAGAGCUACAACACGACGCAUCAUGAUCCGAAGAAAUACUUCGACUCCAUUCAUGGUGUGGACCUGUCAGAAUUGGCCAAGUGCAAUGAGACGGAUAUGAGCAAUCCGAGUCGAAUGGGAGACUAUGCCCGAUAUUCAGGUGACUAUGACGGGGUUGUAAACCAAACAGACGGUUCAUUUGCUGCUAAGUGUGAUGCAAACAACCGCUGGUGGUUUGCUCCCGCAUGUCGUCACAAUUCCUCAGCAUGUAUCCCUGUCUUCACGGCCGGGACCGGUUGGAAGGUGCAGGCCAUGAUGCAGUGGUCAACUGCAUAUGGAAUUCCAGCUGCCAUUGCAGUCUCGGGUGGGUGGUCUUUGUUCGUGAAGCACGUGCAGACUUUCCGAGCUCUUCACUACUGGUGGGUUCCAGAUUCGACCUUCAUCGACAUGUUGCCCGAGCAGUUGAUUUUUGCCCGGCACAGUGCCAACGAAUGGCUCGCUGGAGACAAGAAGACCGGAGGCCUUGGAAGCUAUGUGUCCAAGAUGGUGAGCAACAACUUACGGUCCAAGGCUGGCAGAGUGCGAGAGUUCGUCUCCAACAUGAAUUUCGAGCUACCAGAAAUCCAAAAUCUUCUUUUGGAGUACAAGGAGUCUGGGUCAGCCCUCAAUGUUUCUUGCAAGUGGAUGCAAGACAAUCGAGCCAGGUGGUCGGCCUGGAAACCAAAGUUGACCAGCUGCUACGAAGGCUUUGGAUUGGUUGACGCCUCCGGAGCUUUUGUCCCCAACAGGACACUGGCCGUUGGAUGCGGCCUGUGCCAGGCAGGAACUGCAUCUGAGGAGCUCAUUGAUGAUGAGGGAAGGACCUUCCAAUGCAAACAAUGCCCUCCUGGCUACAGUCAAUCAAACACUUACUCCACCCAAUGUGAGCCGUGUCCAAAGGGCACUUCAGCCAGCAGUUUUGGGAGCACAACGUGCACUCCAUGCGAUGAAGGAGACUAUCAACCAGAUACAGCUCAGACCUCGUGCAUCUCUUGUGGUGCUUCCCGAACGACCCUGUUGUUGGGUGCAUCAUCUCUCGCAGAUUGUGUGUGCCAGGCGGGGAAAAUCGAGCAGGAUUCCACUUGCAUGGAUUGCAAUGAGGAAAGCAUGCAUUGUCCAAAAGGAAGCACUAUUGCAAAGCUAGAAGCAGCUUCCGGAACCACGGACUUGAAGGGUCCCUACGUGAAGAGGGGCUUCUUCAGCAAUCCAGAAGCACCUCUUGACACUUACAAAUGCGCUGCGGAGCUCUAUUGUCCCGGUGGUUCUCCAGGUGUUUGCUUCGGAGACCGUGAAGGUUUGACUUGUGGUGACUGCGCUGAUGGGCAUUAUUGGGCUUCCAACAAAUGCGAACCCUGUGGAGCUGUGCCAGCUGCAUGGGCUUUCUCCGUGACAAUGGUCGUGGUUGGAGUCUGUGGCUCUUACUAUAUGCUAACAUCGAGCUAUACAGCGAAGGCCAGUGUGAUGAUGUCCACCACCGCAGCCUUGGGAAUGCUAGUGGCCUUAUUCCAGAAUUUGGGUGUUUUGAACACAGUCGCUGUUCAGUGGCCAGAUGGCUUGCGAGAUAUCCUGAACUUUGCCUCAGUUUUUACUUUCAACCUUGAUGCUCUUGGCUUUAGUUGUGCUGCAGGAGGCAAUGUGGCCCGCUAUGUGAGCACAGCCUCGUUCUUUUGGGUAGUGUUUCUUGCGCUGCCCACAGUUGGUUUGCUCACGAACUUCAUUCCAAUUCUGAAGCGCCGAAAGCUAGCGUGGGAGAAGAACAAGACCAUCAGUACGACGGGGCAAUUCUUGCAGGUCGGCUUCACAACCAUGUGCAAUGUCGGCCUCAUGCCGUUCAUGUGCUAUCGACAUCCUACCGGUCAAUCGAGCAUCUUGAAGUACCCGAAUGUCUUCUGCCGCACUGAUGACCACGUGAUCAUGCGGGUUUUUGGAGCUUUGGUGAUCUUGUUGGCCUUCACGUUCUUCUCAGCAGCUUGCUAUGCGGCCUAUCAAGCGCCCAGGUGGUCUGGCAAACCAAGGCUGGCGGCCAUUCGCUUCUUGAUCUUCCGCUUCCGGCCCAACGUAUGGUAUUUUGGCUUGGUCCUCUUGGCUCGAGGACCCUUGCUGUCCAUGCCAGGUGUGAUCGCGACCAACAUGCCCAGCUUGCAACUUACGCUGAUGCACAUGAUUCUGCUUGGAUCUCUUUGCCUUCAAUUGUGGUUCCUGCCAUGGAAAUCCCCAAUCCUGAAUCUGGUCGAUGGAGUCUCAGUGUCGCUCCUCGUGAUGCUUUUGGCAGGGUCGCUUGGAUAUGCCGACAGCAGCGGGGAAGACGCUGCACGUGUUCUAUCUCUCUUCGGCACCGUCAUCUCCUCUUUGAUGGUCGUCAUCCUCGGAGGGAUGGUGAUGCUUGGCAUGACCGCUCUCAUCUACCGCUCGGCGCUGGGCAGUUCAAAGGAAUUGCGCAUCAUGAACCUGGGCAAGGUCCCACAAGAGAAGGAUGUCUUUCAAAGUCUCCUGGACGUGGCGACUUUCCUCAAGGAAGAUGGACAAGGCAAGGAGGCGACCUUCAUCAAGGACUUGAGCAAUCUCUCAACAUAUGACAUUGGCACCAUCACUCGUGCGAUCCACAUUUUGGCUGAUGACUUGAAUAUGGUCGUUAGCCAGAACGGCAGCAUGCGCAAGAGCUCCUCCCGGCGCAUCGCGACCGGAACACGCACCUUCAGGAGCUCAUCAAGUUACGAUGCCCAGGAGAAGGAGACGAAUGAGCCUUCAGAGGUGACUCGAGAGGAGGUCACUCAGACCGCCACGGUGUGAUUUUUUUCUGAAAUGGUCCUGGGUAGCAGGGGAUUGAAAGAAUCGAGCAGUUAAUCGGGAUUUCACCGUGAUCCAACUGGUCAAAAAGCUCACCUAGGGCCAUGCGAAGCGAGAAAAUAGCUUCUCCCACCGCCAGAGAUCUUUUUCUCGGGGUGGCGCCCA
Durusdinium trenchii is the source of this 3515-nucleotide messenger RNA. The record is from the annotation of a GenBank genome assembly. NCBI's taxonomy places the organism in Eukaryota, Dinophyceae, Suessiales, Symbiodiniaceae.